Messenger RNA from Osmia bicornis bicornis, 5924 nucleotides. Its product is annotated as SUN domain-containing ossification factor. Gene Ontology annotation, biological process: protein folding in endoplasmic reticulum. The transcript has 6 exons. The coding region runs from base 23 to 4240 and encodes 1405 amino acids. Gene Ontology annotation, cellular component: membrane; cytoplasm. The record is from RefSeq and is a predicted model, not a curated record. NCBI's taxonomy places the organism in Eukaryota, Metazoa, Arthropoda, Insecta, Hymenoptera, Megachilidae.
AUGUAAACCUUUAAUUUAAAAAAUGAAGAUUUGUAUAACGUGCAUCUAUUGGACAUUACUUUUUAUAUCAGUUGCUUCCAGUGCAUUGCUAUUUAUUAUAGUAGCUUGUGAAAAUGCACAAACUAAUUAUUAUUUACCUCUCAAAAAGAAUGAAACUAAAGAGAUUUAUGAUAAUGAUACAUUGGAUCAUAUAGAGGAUAAUAGUAUAGAGACAUCUAAUAUAGCACUUGCCAGGCUAAAGAAUUCAAAAAAGUUGGACAUCCCUUAUGAAGAUCAUUAUUAUGAAGUAAGAAUUGAAGAGGAUAAGGAGAAAUUUGUAAAAAAUGCUAUUGACUUUGAAAAUGUUAUAACAAGUAAAACAAGGAGAAAAGAGAAUCCAUAUAACAAUCCAGACAUUGUAGCCGAGAGUCUUACUCAACAGCCUAAUCUAUCCCAGGGAAUUUCUGAAAGUGAACAAGCAACAGUUUUACCUUUGGUGGACACAACUGUGGCAGAGUUACAAAGUUUAGCAGAACCGAAGCUAAAUGCAGAAUUUUCAAGAACGAGAGCAUUCGGAAAGAAUUCAUCGUUAUUAACAAAGAGUGCGAAUCUUGGACAGACGACAAAAAAGGAGCAACAAGAAAUUUCACCUAGCACGCAAACUCCGUCACCGCCGAGUAUUGACAAAAUCAAGGAAGCGACUAACGGGACGGAUAUUCUCCAAGAUGAAUCUUUGUUGUUACCAGAUUCGGUUACAGAAGAGAUACCAGAAGUAGUAGUAGUAGUGAGAGCCGAACAGGGUCCUAUUACCACCGAUGAAUUAGAAUUUAAACAGGAAGAUGAUGUUAAAGCGCUUCCCGACGAGGUACCUAAAGUUGAUGGCACGUUUGCAACAACUCCAGAGUUAAGUGACGCCGAGGCCAAAGCUCGUUUAGUAGGGGAUAACAGGGACGAAGCAGCUACGGUUGUUCUUGGCGAAAGUAUCGUACCAGUGGGAUCUACGAAUCCUCACGAGGAUAUUCCAUCUUUCAGCGAAUGGACACAGAAGAGACUAGAAGAGGCUGAAAAGAAGAAAACGCAUCCAAACGCGUCUGUUCAAAAUGCAGGAACCCCGACAAGGGGAGUCGGUGGCAUGAAGGUUCGUUCAAAGAACUAUGCUUCCCCAGAUUGUGGAGCUAAAAUUGUAGCGGCAAAUCCGGAGGCUCGAAGCGCCAGAAGCGUGUUAGUAUCCACCAGAGACGAAUAUAUGUUGAAUACGUGUACAUCAAGGAUAUGGUUUGUCGUAGAACUUUGCGAAGCGAUUCAAGCGAAGAAAAUCGAACUGGCCAAUUUUGAGCUUUUCAGUUCAUCGCCAAAGGACUUUUCCGUUUACAUUAGCGAUCGUUUUCCUACGAGAGACUGGAGCCUCGUUGGCCAGUUCACCGCGAAAGACACGAAGGAUAUUCAAAGUUUUCCUUUACAACCGCAUCUAUUUGGAAAAUUUAUCAAGAUAGAACUUCACACCUAUUACGGAUCUGAACAUUUUUGUCCAAUCUCUUUGUUUCGCGCAUACGGUACCAGUGAAUUCGAGGUUUUAGAAACGGAAACGGAAAAUCAAAUCUCGAGAGAGACGAGUACCGAUGUAGACGAUGAAGAGGACAGCGACGAAGAGGAAGUUCUGGAUGCUGAGACUGGCGAACCACCGAGAAAUUUAUUUGGCAGCGCCAGAGACGCUGUAUUGAGUAUCAUGAAGAAAGCGGCUGAAGUAUUGGUGAAAUCCAGUGAAUUGACUGGCAAUAAUAUUACAAAAAUCCAACAGAGUAUGGACAGUGGAAAUAUACUUGAGAAUUCUUUCCUUAGUUGUACUACACCAAGGUAUACAAUCCUUUGUGAUAAAUGCUCGGAUCAGAAAUUCGCUAAAAUCUUCCAAUUAGUAAGUUGUAGAGAAAAACAACUGAAUCAAUUGUUAAAGAUUGAUCUUGUAAAUAGAACCUUGAGACAAAGUGGACUUUGCAAGGCUCAUGGGGUAGGAGUGGAAACUUUUGAGAAGAAAGAAAUGAAAGAAUUUGUUGAGAAUGUAAAAGAUGUGGAAUACAAAGAUUCGACGAAGAAUUUUCAGUUGACAUUUAUUACAUCUAUAUUUAAAUCCGAAUACAUUGCUGCGCUCUGCAACGUAUUAGCAAUAAAAGAACGGAAAAUGGUGAUGAAUACAAGCCACGAAAUACCAUUUAACAAUUUCAAGGAUGCCGUUAAAGAAGAUGUACCAGAUAAACACAAAGAAGAUUACAGUGAGGAUGGAAUUAAAGCUUUUCAACAUGCAUCAACUACGUGUUCUCCCAGUUCGAACACGGACAGUUCAAAAUUAGAAUCUUCUAAAGUAUUUCAAAAAAACACUCAAGAACCGCUUAACAAAGAAGUGAAAUUUACAGGUGCACCCAUUGAAAUUUUCUUAAAUACCGAAAACAUAAAUCCAGAAAUAAAUCCAACGAAGACCUUUGAGAAAGAAGAGAUAAAGAAUGAUUCAUCGGUUCCGAUUUUGGAAUCCAUUAAAGGUAGUAUCGAGGAAACGGUUCAGGCUGAUGUAUUGACCACUGAUUCCAUACCUUUGAAGGAUGGACAGCACUCGACUUUGAAAGUUGAAAAACCAUUGACUACUUCUGGCAUUUCCAUUGAUAAUUCACCUCCGAUCACUGUAUCUGUUCCGACAACCACUAUUGAGAGUACCGAACUUCCAAAUGAUGAGAUAGGAUCUGAAGUAGAACCUUUGGAAUUUGCUGGCAUGCAAAAUAAAAUGGAACCUUUUGAUCAGGAAGGAAAACAAGGACAAGGAGAGUCAAAUGUAGAGCAAGAUGUUAAGUUACCUCCUCAAGAUCCUUUGAUCGAUACUUUGUUAUCUGAUUUGAAGGAUUUGGAAGGAGAAGCGCCGCAUGUUCAGAACGAGCCUGUGAUACAAUUAGCAACAAAUACGAUGCCACAGAAAGAAUCUGUUUUUCUCAGACUGUCCAAUAGAAUUAAGGCGUUAGAAAGGAACAUGUCAUUGAGCGGACAAUACUUAGAAGAAUUAAGUCGUCGGUAUAAAAAGCAAGUUGAAGAGAUGCAAAGAUCACUCGAACGAACGGUAUCGGCGAUGAACGAGGAGACACGAAAAAGAGAAGAACGCGAGUCAAAGAGAGCAGAAGAAAUUGCCAUAUUGAGAGAGGAGCUUGCCGAUCUUUCAAAUUCGAUGAAAAAUCUUCUGUACGACCGUGAUAGUUGGCGUGGAAAGCUCUUAAUGAUAAGUCAACAUAUAUUACUAAUGUGUUCGGAAGUUUUUGUAAUAUACUUAUUUGUUUUAUAUUGCCGAAAAAGUAAUAAGAGAUCGCAAAUGAAAGAGAAUCAACUGGCGCAGAAAGAUCCGGUGCGUCGGAAAAGCGCGGAAAAUUUUAGUUCGCAUACGAGAAAAACGAAAAAGCGACGACCAAGCGAAAUAGCUUCUCACAUUUCGGGUACGUAUCGUGAGUUAAUGAUAAAUGAUAAAUCCCAGGAAACUAAGAAGGAAAAGAAAAAGAAACGUAAGAAAGGUACUGUUAUAAGUAAUCGUCAGACAAAUACUGAAGCAGAAAGAAGUAUGACAACGCGACGCAAAACUUCUCUUACGGAUAAUGUGGAAAUUCCAUUGAAAACUGUUUCCUCUUAUGAAACAUUGCAGACGGACGAUUCUCAAAAACAAAUUUGCAGACGACUAAAGUCUGCACCAGAAAAUACAGAUUGGUUUAGCAAUACUGUUUGUCAGACUCAAUUAAUAACACCGUGUACGAAAAGCUUAGAAACAGAGUCUGUAAGAAGUUCAGAAUUGAGUAAUUCUUGUAUUGAUAAUUUAGACGAAUCAAAUUCAUUGUUGACAAAUAUGAUCCCUAAAACGAUUCCUUUAAGUGAACAUACUGUUAACGAAUCAUCCACAGAUGUUUUAAAUUCCAAAAAUAGCAGUGUUAUAUUAAAGGAUAUCAAAUUGAGUGCAACAUCUUCCUUUAUGAGAAGCGCUUGGAGUAGUAGAAAGAAGAGAAAAGCAAAUUUAAAUGAUAUGAAUGGGGAAUGGAGCCGAAAUUUGGAGGAUUCUGAGGGUAAAUCGGUUGAAGCAAGUUCGGCAGUUUCAAAAAUUCAUCCCCAUGGUGAUCUAACGCCUACUAAUGGUCUGUUAUUGGAUCAAAGCGAUGAAUCUACAAGCAGUAGUAUUACAUCCGUGUCGAAAAAGAGAGAUAAAAAAGGUUCAAGUUUUAGGAAAAUGGUGAGAAAAUUUUUUUGAUUAAAAUAGGCUUGCCAAUGAUAGCUGACUGAAGAGAUAGUAUGAAAUUGUUGGAACUUAAGAUAUUUUAAGCAUAGAGUACGCUUGAUUCGAAUGCUUCGCUCGUAUGAAUUGUAGUGUAUUGAAAACUUAAGGUUUGUUGACGUUUGCUUUAGGCUUAAGAUGUGUACGCAUCUCUUAUACGGAACUGUUUCGCAUUCAUAGAUGUAACUGUAACUAUUAAGUAAGAUAUCUUUUAAGUAGAACUUAUUUGAAAAAUAAAAUUAAUUUUAUUAUGGCACAUUAGUAAAAUUACAUCAGCUUGAAAUUUAUAUGAAAACUAUCUGCUUUGCCAUAAGUUUCCUUUCAUCAAUACUUUCAGAAUCAACGUUAAUCCAGUUCGUUGAAUGACUAUACGAGCGAUCAGUCGAAAACAAAAUAAAGAACGGCAACAAUUUACAAUAGAAAAUUAUGAAGGCUAUAUUUAAGAAACUCUUAAUAUGCGUUUUGAAACUGUAAUUUCAAUUUACGAUAUGUAUAAAGUGAUGUGCAAUAUUCUCUUAAUUUUCUGUUUGGAAAAAAACGACUGAUUUACAUAAUUAUUAUUAUUAUUAUUAUUAUUACUAUUAUUAUGUUGUUGUUAUCAUUAUCACCAAACAUCAUCAUUACCAUUGUCUUCAUUAUGUAUUGUAUAUAAAAUCAGUUGUAUUAUAUUUAUUAUGAUAGAAAGCCUAACUAAAAAGUAAGAUCAAAACUCACAUUUGAUCUAAUAUUACUUUUUAAAGUAUGUCAUACUUUUUAUUAUUGUAAAAUGAGGUUACUUCGUAAUUGAAGAAGUAUAAUCAUAAAAGUCAAUUUUUAACUUAUAGAUAAAUCAUAUGUUCGUAUAAACAUAAUAUAAUUUACAUAUAUAACGGUAAGAAGGGCAUAUAAUAAAACAACGCAUCAGGAAGCUAUCAUUUUUUGUGAAUACAUAAACAUAUUCCUUUCAGAUGUUAUUACAUCUGCCUAACUAAUACUUUCACCAUAAGAAAGUACUGAUACUCCUUUUUGAAAGAACAUUUUCAUAAGUAAUUAUUCUUUAUGAUUUUAAUAACAAAGAAAAUGUUUCAGUUCGUUUCAUUUACAAAGUAACUUCAAUUUAAGAUCUGUAAAUUGCGUGGACAUUUUGUAUUUAUUGUUAUUUAUAUACACAUAUUUAAUUUUUUACUACAUAUAUCAAAUAAACAUUACUUAAGAUUGAUAUUAUAAUUAAAUAUAAAUAUAAAAAUGUUAAGUUAAAUAUAUCAAUGAACUCGUUUUGUGAUAGUGCAAAAAAGUUAAACGAGGUGAUAUAUUGAGAAAUAGUAUCAUGUUGUAAAUAGAAAUAUGUGUCUUUAUAGAACUCGAUGUAACUUAAUUCCCGAAAUAUUUAUUAACGUUAAUCUUUGAAAAGAAAAGAGAAUAGUUAUACAUUUAUAUGUGUACAAUAAUUCUAAUAUUAUAGAAUUAAAAGAUAACUUUUGGAAUGAUUGUACUUAUUGUACUGCUACAUUAUGUAAUGUAAUGUAAAGUAAGCAUUUUUCAUAUAUGUAUACAUAUUAAAAGUCCUAGUUAGACGUGUAUCAUUUCUAACAUAAUUAUUUGGACCACCGAGUCGCGAAUGUACAAUGAUUAACCCAAAGUUAUAAAAUGAUUCAGAGACAAAAUAAAUACAUAAAAUCUA